AUGUCAAUGAAUUUAUCAUUUAUUUUAGUUUACUGUAUUCAUCUUAUUCUUCUAUUUUUCUUAUUUUCGGGAAUAUUUGCAUCUCAAUCUGAAACUAUCAAUGAUGAACUUGAACAAGAACUUGUAGCGGAAGGACGAAUAUUUCCAGCUGUAGCAGCAGUUGUAGCUCGAGUUGUAGCUGCUUUAGGGCCACGUGUUUAUAUAUUUGUUACAUGUAUGGGUACAGCUUUUACAUUACAGUGUGGUCAAAAAAUGCUUGAUUGUGCUACACGUGGAAAGGCUCCUUGGGAUUGUAUUGGUGGUCUUACAUGCAGUGGUAAAUCAGCUUUGCAAUGUGCUCGAACAGCUGGUUAA
Molecule: messenger RNA, 354 nt
Organism: Rotaria sp. Silwood1
Lineage: Eukaryota; Metazoa; Rotifera; Eurotatoria; Philodinida; Philodinidae
Source: the annotation of a GenBank genome assembly